Antechinus flavipes (yellow-footed antechinus) is the source of this 924-nucleotide messenger RNA. It is a transcript of the gene U2AF1L4, whose product is annotated as U2 small nuclear RNA auxiliary factor 1 like 4. Gene Ontology annotation, biological process: mRNA splicing, via spliceosome. NCBI's taxonomy places the organism in Eukaryota, Metazoa, Chordata, Mammalia, Dasyuromorphia, Dasyuridae. Gene Ontology annotation, molecular function: pre-mRNA 3'-splice site binding. Gene Ontology annotation, cellular component: U2AF complex; spliceosomal complex. The record is from RefSeq and is a predicted model, not a curated record.
CCCCUCUUUCCCACCUCAUCUCCCUCACCUCAGCCAUCGUGCUUCUCAACCUGUACCGGAACCCUCAGAACACGGCCCCGACAGCGGACGGAUCCCACUGAAGCGAUCACGGAGCUGCAAGAAAAGUACGGGGAGAUGGAGGAUAUGAACGUCUGCGAUAACUUGAGGGACCACUUGGUGGGCAACGUCUACGUCAAGUUCCGGCAGGAAGAAGACGCGGAGCGCGCUGUGACCGAGCUCAACAACCGCUGGUUCAACGGGCAGGCCGAGCUGUCCCCCGUCACGGUCCGGGAGUCCUGCUGUCGGCAAUAUGAGAUGGGGUGCGGUGGUGAGGGGCGGCGGGCGUGGGGGGCGAGGCUGGGCUGCGGUUCCACCUGCCAUCUGAUGCCACAGUGAGUGCACCCGGGGCGGCUUCUGCAACUUCAUGCACCUGCGGCCCAUCUCCUGGGACCUUCGCCGGCAGCUCUACGGCCGUGGCCCCAGAAGAAGGUAUCGGGUGGGGCGUGAUGGGAACGGGGAUGCUGACCCCUUUGCUUGACCCGCGAGCCCCUGACGCCUUUCCCCAGGGGAUCCUCGCCCACAAGACCCAGAGGGGGACACCGGCCUCGAGAAAGGAACCGACGACGGUCUCCGGACCACCGUCACAGAUGCUUCUGAGACCCCGAGCCCGGCCUCUGCUCGGCCUUUCCAGGACAGAGGUUGCUGUGGUCUUCCCCACCUGACUUCUGGGGACCCACACGGGAGGAGCAGGAACCCCCCCUUCCCCCAAUAAAGUAUCUGAGACAGAAACUGAGGCCCAGAGAAGUCUUCCAGAGUCCAGCCGGGGCCACCCCACCCCCACCCCCACGUGGAUGACUGGCUCUGCCCGGAAAGGGAAGUUAAGGGAGGGGCUGGGGCUCUGAACCCGCGGCAGGACCAGCUUCA